AUUUCACCUUGUGACCCACCUCCCGGGCAGAAGGGUGAACGGGGUGAAAGGGGGAGUCGUGGUUUCCAAGGGCCAAUAGGUGAUGCUGGUAGAAAGGGAGAAAAGGGGCUCAAAGGGGAGGUUGGGCUUAAAGGCCUUCGGGGGAUAGAUGGCGAGAUUUGCACUCAGGGAUUCAAAGGUGAACCGGGUGACAAGGGAGAGACCGUUGAGACAUUUUCACACUCCCUCAUCCUCACAACUGUGCUGGGAGUGUUGAUCCAUGCCUGUCGUUUGGUCUGCAAUCCUCUUUCUCCAGGCGAUAUUGGACCCAAAGGAGAUACAGGCGAAAAAGGUUAUUCAGGUGAGGAAGGCAGAGGUCAAGACGGCGAAAGCGGUGAUGAAGGUGAACUCGGCAGUGAUGGACUCAGUGGCGAUAAAGGAUUGCAGGGAGAAAUGGGUGAAAAAGGUAAAGAGUCUGUAAAUGGAAGCCAUAUGCAAACUAUCCAGUCACUCAAUUAA
Molecule: messenger RNA, 498 nt
Organism: Protopolystoma xenopodis
Lineage: Eukaryota; Metazoa; Platyhelminthes; Monogenea; Polystomatidea; Polystomatidae
Source: the annotation of a GenBank genome assembly